AUGACCCUCGGCUUCUUCUGCUGGGGCAUCCUCGGCGGCGCGCUCGGGCCCAUCCAAACUGUCUUCCCCCUCUUCGUCGUCCUCUACGGCACCUUCAAUUCCUUCGGAGAAAUGGGCCCUGGGGUAGCCACUUUCCUCACGGCCUCGGAAUCUUUCCCGACGCCUCUGCGCGGCCAUUUUCUGGGCUUCGCUGCUGCGGUGGGGAAAGCGGGUGCGGCGACUGGAACGCAGGUGUUUACUCCCAUUCAAAAUAACUUGGGCAGUGGACAGAAGGGACAGCAGGGUGUUUUCUUAAUCGGGAGUGCGUUCGCUAUUGUGGGAGGCAUCAUUGCAUGGGUGUUCAUUCCUGAUAUUGAAAGGGAUUUAGAAGGGGAGGAUGUGAGGUUCAGGCGGUAUUUGGAAGAGAAUGGCUUUGACACGAGUGGGAUGGGUGGGGAGUCUCUGACUGAGCAGGUGAAGAAUACGACGUUCAAGCUGGACGACUGA
This is a messenger RNA of Letharia columbiana, 486 nucleotides long. RefSeq lists its product as uncharacterized. The record is from RefSeq and is a predicted model, not a curated record. Gene Ontology annotation, biological process: transmembrane transport. The coding region runs from base 1 to 486 and encodes 161 amino acids. Lineage: Eukaryota; Fungi; Ascomycota; Lecanoromycetes; Lecanorales; Parmeliaceae. Gene Ontology annotation, cellular component: membrane. The transcript has a single exon. Gene Ontology annotation, molecular function: transmembrane transporter activity.